AUGCCUUGCGCGGGCACCCCUCUCGUGCGCGUGGGCGGCAACGUCCUUCUGCGCGCACCAAAGGUUUCUAGGCCCGCGCGGAGGCCAAGGGUCACAGCACCGUCCGUCCUCGCUGGAUGGCCGCGGCCCCGCGCCGCAGCCCCCGCCGCGGUGCUGGCGCAGCAGCUGGAGCAUGCGCCGGCGGCCAGCUGCUGCCUGGAGAUCCCGGCGCCCCCCUCGCAGCGCGAGCCGCUGUGGUGCGAGCAGGAGCAGGGGGCUGGCGGGGCAGAGCAGCCGAUUGAGCUUCGGCGCCAGAUCUUCUGCAACAGGUCACUCAACAUGAAACAGAUCAAGGCCAUCGGCUUUGACAUGGAUUACACGAUCGCACAGUACAAGCCCAAGGCGUUUGAGGAGCUUGCUUACAGGGAGACGGUGGACAAGCUUGUGCGCGCGUUUGGCUACCCCUCCUCCCUGUAUGGGCUGUCCUUUGACUACUCCUUCAUGAUGAGGGGCCUGGUGGUGGACAAGAAGAGGGGGAACAUAAUCAAGGUGGACCGCCACAAGUACGUCAAGAUCGCGUAUCACGGGUUCAGGUGA
This is a messenger RNA of Monoraphidium neglectum, 576 nucleotides long. RefSeq lists its product as hypothetical. Bases 1 to 576 code for a protein of 191 amino acids. The transcript has 7 exons. NCBI's taxonomy places the organism in Eukaryota, Viridiplantae, Chlorophyta, Chlorophyceae, Sphaeropleales, Selenastraceae. The record is from RefSeq and is a predicted model, not a curated record. Gene Ontology annotation, molecular function: 5'-nucleotidase activity.